UAUUUGAUUCUGAAACUUGAAAGACCUGCCAUAGUCCAGAGUAUCACAUUUGGCAAAUACGAGAAAACGCAUGUCUGCAACUUAAAGAAGUUUAAAGUCUUUGGUGGGAUGAAUGAGGAAAACAUGACAGAUCUCUUAUCCAGUGGCUUAAAGAAUGAUUAUAACAAAGAAACAUUCACCUUGAAGCAUAAAAUUGAUGAACAGAUGUUCCCCUGUCGAUUCAUUAAGAUAGUUCCACUCUUAUCCUGGGGACCUAGCUUCAAUUUUAGUAUCUGGUAUGUUGAACUUAAUGGCAUUGAUGAUCCAGAUGUGGUCCAACCGUGCCUCAACUGGUACAGCAAGUACCGCGAACAGGAAGCCAUUCGCCUUUGCCUAAAGCAUUUUCGUCAGCACAACUACACCGAAGCUUUUGAGUCGCUGCAGAAGAAAACAAAGAUUGCUCUGGAGCACCCCAUGUUGACAGACCUUCAUGACAAACUGGUAUUGAAGGGGGACUUCGAUGCUUGUGAAGAACUGAUAGAAAAAGCUGUGAAUGAUGGCUUAUUCAAUCAGUAUAUCAGUCAACAAGAAUACAAACCUCGCUGGGGACAGAUCAUCCCCAAAAGCACCAAAGGUGAUGGGGAAGACAGCCGACCAGGGAUGAGGGGUGGCCAUCAGAUGGUUAUUGAUGUUCAGACAGAAACUGUUUAUUUGUUUGGUGGCUGGGAUGGAACUCAGGAUUUGGCUGACUUCUGGGCCUACAGUGUGAAGGAAAACCAGUGGACUUGCAUAUCCAGGGAUACCGAGAAAGAGAGUGGUCCCAGUGCCAGAUCUUGUCACAAGAUGUGCAUUGACAUUCAACGAAGGCAGAUCUACACGCUGGGACGCUAUCUGGAUUCCUCUGUGAGGAACAGCAAAUCUCUGAAAAGUGACUUCUAUCGCUACGACAUUGACACAAACACAUGGAUGUUACUAAGUGAAGACACUGCAGCAGAUGGAGGUCCAAAGCUGGUGUUUGAUCAUCAGAUGUGUAUGGAUUCUGAAAAACACAUGAUAUAUACCUUUGGAGGCCGAAUCCUGACCUGCAAUGGCAGCGUUGAUGACAGCAGAGCCAGUGAACCCCAGUUCAGUGGAUUGUUUGCUUUUGACUGCCAGUGUCAAGCGUGGAAACUUUUGAGAGAGGAUUCCUGUAAUGCUGGACCUGAGGAUAUCCAGUCCCGAAUAGGACACUGUAUGUUGUUCCAUUCUAAAAAUCGCUGCUUAUAUGUAUUUGGUGGCCAGAGAUCGAAGACUUAUUUGAAUGACUUCUUCAGUUAUGAUGUGGACAGUGAUCACGUGGAUAUCAUAUCAGAUGGCACUAAGAAAGAUUCAGGGAUGGUUCCAAUGACAGGCUUCACUCAAAGGGCUACCAUUGAUCCAGAACUGAAUGAAAUCCAUGUCUUGUCAGGGCUCAGUAAAGACAAGGAGAAGCGUGAAGAGAACGUAAGGAAUUCCUUCUGGAUUUAUGACAUUGUGAGGAACAGCUGGUCUUGUGUCUAUAAGAAUGACCAAGCAGCAAAAGAGAAUCCAGGUAAAAGCCUUCAGGAAGAGGAGCCCUGCCCAAGGUUUGCCCAUCAACUGGUGUACGAUGAGUUGCACAAGGUUCAUUACUUAUUUGGAGGGAAUCCUGGUAAAUCCUGUUCUCCAAAGAUGAGAUUAGAUGAUUUCUGGUCUCUGAAGCUCUGUCGACCUUCAAAGGAAUACCUGUUAAGACACUGCAAAUACCUCAUAAGAAAGCACAGAUUUGAAGAAAAAGCUCAGACUGACCCUCUUAGUGCACUGAAGUAUCUGCAGAAUGAUUUGUAUGUAACUGUGGAUCACUCGGACCCCGAGGAGACAAAAGAGUUUGAGCUUCUUGCCUCAGCAUUAUUUAAGUCUGGCUCGGAUUUCACGACUCUUGGAUUUUCAGAUGUUGACCACACGUACGCGCAGAGAACUCAGCUGUUUGAUACACUAGUUAACUUCUUUCCAGACAACAUGACCCCUCCUAAAGGCAACCUGGUGGACCUCAUCACGCUGUAAUGGAGCAAUCACUGGACAUAUGGAAGAGGGGGAAAAGCAUCCAUUUUCAGUAUUUUAAUUUUUUUACUGCAUUGAUUGACUGCUGGGAUGAAGUAAUAUAGUAACCCCUAGGUGUUUGAAAGGGGUUUUAUACUUGUAUGGUGAAUCCCUGAAGCUUUUCCCUUGGAGUAGGUUAAUAAAAUGUAACUGACGUACUUCUGACUAAAUAUAUAUAUUUUUUCUGACUUUGGAUUUGGAGUUGGCAAAUGUAAGAUGAAAAGGUGGGGGAAAGAAAAACAGAAAAACCCAACAAAACCCAAUCAUGCAGUAAUUUUUUUUGCCAGUAGGGGAAAAUUGAGAUUUGUGGGUUGUCUGGAAUUAAAGAUUAAUGGGUUUUAUUUUGGGUUUUGUGAGAGGGGAGGGGGGGAGGCUGUUCUUUACUCAUUUGUAGCUAGUCAUGGUAUAUUGCUUUACCCUACAACUCCAUCCUCAACAGCUGAAUAACUUGGUGGCAGGACACUGGCACGCGUUGAGGUAAUAGUGAUGUGUGUGUCUUGAGUCUCGUAAUCGCAGUGUGUCAUGUGAAGGGGAGCACGUGUUACAUAUUAUCUGUCUCCUUGCCCCAGAAUCGGGCUGACAGUCGUGUCUAAUUGCAUCUGAUACCUGAUCUAAACCUGAAUACAUACACGCCUGUCUUCUGCUCUCUGGAGCCUUCCACUUAAACCUGACGGGUAAGUGGGAACCUCGGAGAAACCACUGGAAAACGGGAGUGCAGUCGUCAUCUGCACAGGCCCCUUUUCAGGGAUUAUUCUGUUUUCACUGCUGUGCUCUUCCAAUGAGAAACCAUGCAGGUCGUCUCAACUGGGUCUUCCACCGCACACACACCCAACCUCUGCAACCCGAUUCUGGGUUGGGUAUAGGAUUUCUGAAGCAGAUUGUCUUCGUUUACAUGCGCCUGUGCUUCUGUGUGCGUUUGUCAAUGUGUAAAUGUAAAGAGGAUUGCUCCGAACAGCUUGUCUCCUUCCUAUGUAGUGCAGCUCUCAUUCACUUUUAAAUGCAUUUUAGACCUAGAUCUGAAUGUGAGGGAGGCCUUUUUAGCAUAAAUCUCUUUGAAAGCAAGCUGAUGCAUAUGUAUACAAAAUAUAUUCUUCCUUGCUGAAAGCCUUCUUUAUAAAUAAGGUAAGGGCUUGGUGCUGCGCUGUGAAGCGGAAUGAAGGAUACGCAUACCCAGCAUUAGAAACUUCUCGCAUUUGGUGUCAGUGAGCGUUCAGUACAAACUGGCAGAUGUAAAUAUUUAUAUGACACUGCAAAGCUUUAUGUCCAGAAAUGUUCAUGCCGGUAGGGUAGCAUUGCUGCACCCACUGUGGCUACACGACUCCUAUUGAACUUGAUGGAAGUCUUGUGUGUGCAAAGAUGAUUUGGACUCUUGAAAUAAAGAGUUAGUGAAGUCUCUUUUUUUCAGAGCUCAAGUGUCUGCUUGCUUUGAUUGCAUUGUAUUGCCUCUUUAUCAUGUUCUUUGUGUGACUUUUGUAGUCCUGGUACGUUAGAAAUAAAUUUAAAAACUCAUACUAGUGUUUAAUCACUUAGAAAGGAACAAUAUGUUAGAGGCUGGGCUUUGCUUUGUCUUCAGGGAGGACUCUACAAAUACAGUGUUUUUAAGUAACCUGUAACUGGAGAUUGUUUGGACAUUGUAUACUUUGGUGGAUGGCAAAUCAGAUGUCUGUGGAAGAAUCCACUCGGUACCUAGUGCAGUAAAUGAAAUCUGAUUAAAUUGUUUCUUUAAAACAUUGCAACUUUUUUUCUUCCAGCGACAUGGAAAGUUUUAUGUCGCUGAGAGGCUUUACGGUGGGCUACCUUUGACGCUUUGUGGACUAGUUAAAAUAGAGCUUAUAUGGUCUGAAUGUUGAUACUGGCGGUGCUAUACGGGUGGAUUAUUCCAGUUGAGGCGUUGCUUCCAUUGAGAUUGAACUGAGCACUUUCAAUGCAACCAGCCCAAAUGCUGCAGCCCUCUAGUACUUAAAAUUUUACUGCUGUUGUGCUCCCUUAUCAUUGAUCUCAUUGCCUGUCUAUUCUCCAACUUCAGUCAGAAGAUUAAUUGCUUCUCGUGACAGUUUUCUAAUCAACCAAGCUCUUCAUAAAUUUUUAUGCGUACACCUUUGACUACGUGUGAGGCUGAACGCAAAAGAUACAACCAGACUGAGGAGCCGCCGCGAACAGACAGCAGAAGUUUAGGAAUGCCAGAAGCUCUGUGAAUGGUGUUGGUGAGCUGUGCGUCGUGUCAGGCUUGAUUUGUGUUAUAGGAAUUCGAUCAAAACUCAUUGUUCUCUGUGUCGGGGGUGCGUGCAAAGCCUGACAGCCUGGCUCAGUUUUUCGUAGCAUAGCGUGAAUGAACGAUUUGUGUGAGCGCGGUGAGCGUUGCUUCUGCAGGACUGACAUCCCAGCUAAUGAGAGCACUUCAGGAUGAUCAAAUAUUGACCUACCUUUAUCCUGAGCAGAUCGAUUUCAGCUCGCACGAGCGCAGUUUAUGGAUUACAGCUGGUGAUUAACCAGGAGAAACUGUGCUCAGCUUCGGAGUAUUUGUUGAGCAGCAGAGGCACCCUGUGGCCAGAGAGGUUAAUCCAAAGUGAAGGUUUCUUGUGCCUUUGCCAAGGGUCUUUCCUGGUUCUGUGUCCUCAAAGCUAGGAGUCAAAAUGAAGUGAUUUCUUUGUGUUGGUGUAUGCUACGCUACCUUGACUUCAAAACCGAUUAAAAAUUCUGAGCGGUGAAGCAUAAAUUCCCGUUCAAAAUAAGCCAGUUACUGACAGGCAGUUACAGGGAGAGUUUUAAUUUAAUUACAUGCAGAUCUUUAAAGAUACUGGUGAUAUUCCAGGAAAGCAUUAGAUGUGAUCAUUACAGAAAUAGUGAAGUACAAACUGAAAAGAAACCCACUUGAUCUGAAAACAGCCACCUGAAAAUGUUUCACAGCACAGUGCAUGCAAUGUACUAAAUAUGCAAGCUCUAGAUAUAUGAGAAGUCUUCAAACCUCACCCUUACAGCUUGCAGAGCAGAGACUGCUUUUUAGCUUAGACAAGACAAACGUACUAUAUUUACAUUCACCUUAUAAGGUGAAGGUGUGUGGAUUUAACACUGCAUAAUCUUUGCACUACAGUAGUUUUUCUCUAAAUUAUGUGUUAACUUGUAAAUAAAAUAUUGCAGAGGAAAAGCAUCAUUACUUGUCAGAGGGAUUCAUUAUGAUGACUGGGGUCUUUAAAGCCAAAAUCAAUCUUAAUUUUUUUUUUUUAAAGUCCUUUUGAGAUCCGUGGGUUUGGUUCUUCACUGACGCUGCCCUUCAGCAUAGUCGCGCUUCCAGUAUUAUUCAGUAGAUCAUCUCUUUGGAAAAUGUGCAGUCAUUCCUUACGCAAAGUUGAGCCUAUUGAGUGACGUAUUUUCCUAGAGAAAUAAAGCCCUUGACAUUUGAUUUUUGGUCACUUGAGUUAGGCAGAAUUGAGUGUCUUAAUGUUUGUCUUGUAUAGCCCCUUAGCAGGCAAUGAGGCAGAAGUCUUUGAGUUCUCCCAAAGCUACUUCUCCGAGCAAGUACUGCUCUCGCAGUGUUUUCAUGUGGCGGGUGGCAGAAGGACCUGCUUAGAUGAUAUUAUUAAAAAUGAGGAGACUAGCUACCUUCCUGCCUGUGGUUUUUUUGGUUUGUUUUGUUUUGUUUUUUGAGGAGCCCAUUAAUAUUGAUCCAGGGAAGACCUAAAGGGUGAUACAACGUGGCUGUUGAAAUUAGUUGUAUUUUGUCAUCUGGCUUGUUUAAAGAUAACAUUUAUGACUUAUUUAUUCUCUUAAUUUUGCGGAGUAUAAUGAGAAAGGAGAGCUAGGUCUUGUAAAAGUUUAGUUUAUACUUUCUCUGGACACCAUCUUGUACGUAUAGUUGUAAGUAGUCAUAUCCCGUUGUGUAAAUAAAUGUCUGGGAUUUGGAUCUGUUUGCCCAGGAUGGCUCGGUGAAUGCUGGGACAGGCUGGAGGUUCCUACCAGAACAUGAAUUAGCAAAAUCAUACUCUCAUUUUGGAAAAAAAUCAAUCUGUGAAGACCCAAUUUGAAAGGCUUUUCUAAGGCAUUUGCCUUGUGCCGUGGCAACUCUAGCGAAAUGAGAAAAUUUUCCUAAAGAGCGUAAUAAAGCUUCCCUUGAUGAAGAUUGUACUAGAGCGAGGGUGCAGUGACAGGCUUAAAUUAAAUUGCUGAAACUUUUUGGUCGCUGAUUAUAACAACCUAGUCUGAAAACUUAAUGGUUGAAGAGUCAGUAAGCAAAUUAUUUGGACCUACCUAUUUGCAGGAGAGCAGGCUCUUUGCAGUUAUGGGCUAGUGGCAAGGGACUGUGGUAGCUUCAUCUGCCUAUUUCUUUAAUCAGCAGCCACAAGUGUCAGGGUCUCCAUUAGCUGUUUCUUCUUCCAGAAGAGCCUCCUUCCAAAGCAGAGUAAUGACUCUGGAAGAGCGUUUUCCACAGGGCUUUGUGGAACAGCUGUUUUCUGAAUCAUUUUCCUGAUGUGUGCAAAUUUUUAGAAGGGGUUUUUCUUUGUCACAAAGUUGUACGCUGAUCUUGCCCUGCUGUGCGAACCUGCACUCGUGAGUGCCGCAGAUGAUGAGCGAUAAAUUCAGUGUUCUGAGAAACACUUGAAGCCUAUUUGCUGCUCUUACUGUAAGAAAGAUUAGCAUUAAUGCUGCUUGUUUCAAAUGCAGGAGGGUGGCAGGGACCUGUAAACGCUAAUACUGUUAAUUCUCUUGCUGCCUCCUGUAUUUCGGAAUUGAGAAGGAAAUAUUUUUGUAGAGCUUAUCGGGUGAAACUUUUAGUAUGAAUUAGCUCUGCGCAACUUUAAACUUGAAUGCUCCUACAUCUCUCUGUACAUGCAGUAAUUCUGUUGAUGUAAUGCUGUGCCACUUCUGGGGAAAACGGUGAAAAUUACUGGAUACGUCUCCAUUUGGUAUCUUUCUUUUUAGAAGUGGAAAAAUGUCUUGUGAAACCUUGAGUCCCAGUGUAUGCUUUGAAUUUUAGCUUAUUAGUUGCGGUUGGCUCGGGGUUAAGGAAUGUUUGGCUAUUGUCAAGUGAAGUCCUGACAGUAAAAGCGGUUCAUGUAUGUCUCUGGAAGUGCUUGUGUUGUUUUAUAGCUGUAGUUAUUACAGAAACAGAGGUGGGCCCAGUUUAAAAAACAAAACCAAAACACAAACAAAAAAAAAAAAACCCCACUCAAAUUAUUGCUGUUCUGAUGAGGGGGAAGAUUAUAGAAAAUCUGAAUGAGCUUGACCAAUUUGAAUUAAGUACACGUGGUAAUUUGGAGAUGGGUCUUAUUUUGUGAAAGAGUUUAAGAACAGCUAUAUGACUCGUUCUUGAUAUAAAUUGGUAGUAGUGUAUCAGCUGUAAAUAGUGUUGAAAUGUAAAUGUACUGUCAGAAGCUUGUUAGUGUAUCUAAACGCUUAUGGGUAUGGUAGACCCUAUCAUAUCCUGUCAUGGAAAAGGUUAUGCUGGAAAUUAUUCAAAUUCUGGUAAUGACUUGUAGGCAAAAUCCCUGUUUUACUGAAAGCCUCUUUUAUAAUGAAAAGUUGGAGUGGAAAAAGUAAGUUUACUGUACUGGAACCAUUAUAAUAGUACAAGGCUGAGCGCUUGGACAAAUUGACUCCAGAUGCUUUUAUCUGUAGGCAGUGGAUCCAAACGGCGGUUUCAGCGUGGAAGCCAGUUAAUGACCUGCUUAUUGCCGUUUGAGAGUCCCACAAGAAACCGUCAGGCUUGAUGCCAGAAGGUAUACUUUUGGCGUUCCUGGCGGAGGCCAGAGAACUGGACGGAGUUUUGGAUUAUCCACGUAUGCUUUGGUUAUAUAUGUACAGCUCUGAGGAGGACAGGGGUUGUGUGGGUUGUUUAUAACACCGGUUCUAUGGCUUAGGUUUAGAGCCCUGCAGGACAGCAUCUUCCCCAAACACAGACCCUAAAGGUAACACAUCGCUGCUGUCUCCUUUGCUUUCAUAUACGUGAACUCGAUCCGUUAGUGAUGAUCUCCAGCUAACUUGCUGUGAUCCAAAUUCAGUGCUCUGCUUCUGCGUACCUACAGCCACAGAUUUCCUUAAGCUGCUGUCAGUGUAUCACUUCGGUACCCAGGAAUCUUAAUUUAUACUUGGUGCAAAGGUACAUGUUGCCUUGGCUUCCAGCUGUUUGCUGUAACUCAGCACAGCUUUUACUGACGACCUGGAGACUGUAAGUAUUUGAGUGCUGUCAGAAGACACUUCAGCCCUUGUGUGGUAUUGCAGCUCAUUCCUGGGAAAGAGUGGCGGAAACGAAUAGCUCAAAACUGGCUCCAUCGAGUUAGAUUUUUGUUUUAGCUACUAAUUUGAAAGGAAAAUCUAUCACUGGCAUAUAUGCCGCCCAACGUGAUGAUCAAAGCGUGGUCCCUUGGGUACUCCUCCAUUUAUUCUGAGUUUUUUUUCUUACCCUGUGUGACUGUUCACUGCUAUGAAAAUGCUGUGCCUUCAGACUUCCCUAAGUUUAACGGAGUACUUGUUGAAGAAUUCAAGGUUAGAGCUGUGUGGUGGUUAUUGAGACAUCGGUUUCUCCAUGUCACAUCAUCACACUCUCGUUUCCUUUGCAAAACUCCUUACUGCUGCCUCUGAAACAGUCAGGGAGGAUCCUUGUGAUUUACGCUGAUCUCCCCAAGGGCUGUUCCUCCUGCGAGGUAAGGACGGGGAAGCGUGGGAGCUGAUUUCCCAGCAGCAGCACGGUGUGCUGUCAGCCUAGCAGUGCAGCACACACCUAUUUACUUGUGUCCCUCCGUGACCCCACGUUCAGCACUGUGGUAAGCUUUCCCUCCUGUCUCAGCAGGGUUUAUUUUGCCCGGCCCCAGGAGCGUGAUAGCUGUUUGACAGAAGAAAAAGGUGACGAUACCAACCCUCAAGUCGUCCUAGCUUUCUGCCACUUGCUUUCAUCAUCCCAAAUCUUUCAGCAGUGGAGGCAAACAGCUAGUAGUCGGGGCGUGGGGUUUAUUUCUGCAGCAUAGCAGGGCAGAGGGAAUGGGAAGAAAAAUAGGCUUGGGGAUAAUGUAGCGGUGGCUCAUGUGAGUAUGUGUUCAAGAUGUGGUCUGUCUUUUUUGGAAGGACUUUGAAGACUCUCUUAAGUAGAUUCUCUGUUUAGAGCUUAUUAUUUUAGGCGAGCUGGAUUCUCUGGCUCUCUUUCAAAUGGCAGUGAUGCAAUACUAGGAUCUUCUAGUCCUGGAGCUUCACCUCGAGCUUUGUCCCUCUCCACCCCAAAGACACCGGAGAGACUAAUACAAUUGUUUUUUUUUCUUCCCAGUCUCUCUGCAGCUAUUGUAAGGAAGCCAGCUGGGCUUAACUCUGUUCAAACAUACUGGAUGGAGACUGUGCAGCACAAUCAGCUAUCAGACCAGGUCUGGCAGUCUCAAGAGGCUGUUAAAACCUAAAAAUGUUCUGAGCUUUCUGAUGAAAGCUGCCAGUGAGAUUAAGGGAGAUUAGCUGCUUUUUAAUUAAUUUGAUGGUGGGGAGGUGAGACCACAACAGUGGCUCCAGUGGUUGCAGUUGUCUCCACAUCCCGAAUACCAGCUGACAGGUUUUUCUCCCCAGUGAUGAGAAAAUAGUUUAAAUAUCCCAACUUUGUAACUAGCCACCCAAGGGAUUCAAUCAAUUACGUUGUGUUUCACUAAAUAGAAAAGUGCUGCAGUGUGUGAACAGAGUCUGUUCAUUGAAGAACCCACUUUGAGGCUGAAAAGUGAUGUGUUGGUUGUUUUUUUUUGAGGUUUUGACAAAAAACUCAGCCUUUAAAAGGGGAGAAUGACUCUUACCAACCUGUGCAGUCAAUGAUUUCACUGCAGAUAGUCAGAUAGUUCCGUCUGAAGAGCAGCUGAUCCUUCUGCCUCUGCUUACCCUGCAGUACCAUGUGCUGUUCAGAAGGCGACAGCCUGUUUUCCUUCCCCAGGCAGGGUGGAGAACUCCUGUGCUGCAGAAGACUUUUAUCUACUCGUGGAGGAGAUAACUAUUGUGCCACUGACUUGUUUCCCCUCUCUUGUUUCUCUCUGCCGUGGCAAUUGGGAAGGCAGACUAACAGUGGAGGCUGAAUUUUGCCUUCAUCUCUCCCUCCUCAGUCCUGUCCUUCCUGGCCUCUCUCCCUCCCCUUGAUGUUUUGAUAUGCAAAACACUUGUCACUUCAGAAGCUGCUGGGCUGGGUAGUGGAAAAGAAAACAAACCCCUAGUUAUUAGUAGCUGUUACUAUUUACUGAAGCUGUAUUUUCUGCUGUGUCUUCCAGCGUACCCUCCUCCACAGCAGGAAAUGCGGGGAUGCUGGGGAGACUGUGAGCCAGAGAAAAGAACUUAAUUAUACAGACAAAUGUGUUUAUGGGAGUUCUGGAGGCCCAGAACCUCACCGGCCACUUUGCCUAGGGGCAGAAAAUUAAAGUCCGUUGGCUCAUUCUUAUUUGAUGGGAGAUGAUGUUCCCAUCCUUGUGGGCUGGGGGUGAUGUGUGUCUUGUACAUUUAGACGUUGAGAGGCAGUGUGUCUAAUUUUAGAAGUAUUGAGCCUUGGUAAGCGUUUUCCCUUCGAACGCUGUACUUUGAAACUGCUGAAAUAACCUCUCUUUUAGACGAGUUGGUAACGCAGACAGGAUCUGGGUGGCUUGGGGUUAAAUGCUGGUAAGCUGGUUGGCUAACCAUCACCUGGUUAGGGGGGCUUUUUCAAGCUGUUUCUCUGAGCUGUUGCCUCUACUUUUAUUGUAAUGCUAUACUGUGUGACGGUUGGUUUGUCUGGACCUCCAGUGUUCGUUAUCUUGUCUUCUCCACCCUCGUGUGGUCCCCAAAAGCUGGUUAUCCCUAUGUAGUGCUUGGAGUUGUGAGUGUCCAUGCCCCGUCCACAAUUUGGCCUUUUUUUUUUUUUUUUUUCCCCCGUUUUGGCAUCCAUCUCAAAGCAUUUGCACCUCUACAGCAAUCCCGCAGAUUCUGGUGUCUGUCCUGCAGUUGUCUCGGACGCCUGACCCCAGGAGAGCUGAACUGAGAGGCACAGACAGCCCUAGGCUGGGAAGGGGUGUCCGUGGGGUGAUGAAUGCUGUGAACUGCACACGUGUUUUAAUAGGCAAGUCAAAUACUGACUAGUCCUGUGUUGGAGCCCUUGGUGGUUACAGGCAUCAUUCCUGGACUCUGGUGAUUCCCCAUCCUGCCCUUUACUGGUAAAUGGAUGAUCUUUGUUCAGCCCGGAGUGUUAAUUUUCUUCCUUGGCAUAAAUCAUCUUUGGUAAUUUCUGGGUUGAUAUGUAAGCCCCAUGCUGUAUAUAACUGAAUGAGUGAUAUGAGAAUAUCUACAAAUGUAGUUAUGUUGUAUGUAAUGUACAUAAGGAGAGAAUGUAUUUUGUUCAUUUUUUUUUCUUAAUAAAAAUGUAUAUGCUAGCAA
Molecule: messenger RNA, 11427 nt
Organism: Athene cunicularia (burrowing owl)
Lineage: Eukaryota; Metazoa; Chordata; Aves; Strigiformes; Strigidae
Gene: MKLN1
Product: muskelin 1
Exons: 17
Coding region: 109-2040 (643 amino acids)
Cellular component (GO): cytoplasm
Molecular function (GO): protein binding
Source: RefSeq, a predicted model, not a curated record